Molecule: messenger RNA, 4469 nt
Organism: Xyrauchen texanus (razorback sucker)
Lineage: Eukaryota; Metazoa; Chordata; Actinopteri; Cypriniformes; Catostomidae
Product: glycogen synthase kinase-3 beta-like
Exons: 10
Coding region: 1-1389 (462 amino acids)
Biological process (GO): negative regulation of canonical Wnt signaling pathway; extrinsic apoptotic signaling pathway in absence of ligand; negative regulation of TOR signaling
Cellular component (GO): nucleus; cytoplasm; cytosol
Molecular function (GO): protein serine/threonine kinase activity; ATP binding
Source: RefSeq, a predicted model, not a curated record
AUGUUUCACGCAGCACCAGGCCUUGUUAACGAGGAAACCGAUGGUCCUCGGCCCCCUACCUCGUCACUCUUUCAGUCAGAUAUGAGCGCCAGCGGGCGGCCCAGGACGAGCUCGUUCGCUGAGUCUCAGGUAGCUUCAGGAACCGCUGUAGCAUCCGCCGGAUCGGCCGCUGCCGUGGGGAGCAACGUAGGAAAGUCCGGGGUCUCACAGGCCUCGGCGGACAGCCCUUCUGCCCUCGCCAAUUUAAAACUAGCCAGAGAGAGUGGGAAGGUGACCACAGUGGUUGCCACCCCAGGCCAGGGCCCGGAUCGCCCACAGGAAGUGUCCUACACUGAUAUCAAGGUAAUAGGAAAUGGAUCCUUUGGCGUUGUGUAUCAGGCACGCCUCCUUGACAGCCAGGAGUGGGUGGCCAUAAAGAAGGUACUUCAGGAUAAGCGGUUUAAGAACCGAGAACUUCAGAUCAUGAGAAAACUGGACCACUGCAACAUAGUGAGACUCCGCUAUUUCUUCUACUGCAGUGGAGACAAGAAAGAUGAGGUGUACCUCAAUCUGGUGUUGGACUUUGUGCCUGAGACAGUCUACAGGGUGGCACGACACUUCAGCAAAGCCAAGAAUAUUAUUCCUGUCAUUUAUGUGAAGGUGUAUAUGUAUCAGCUUUUCCGCAGUUUGGCCUACAUUCACUCCCAGGGUGUUUGUCACAGAGACAUCAAACCACAGAACCUUCUAGUGGACCCUGAAACAGCUGUACUCAAGCUGUGUGACUUUGGCAGUGCAAAGCAGCUAGUGAGGGGCGAGCCCAAUGUCUCCUAUAUCUGUUCACGUUACUAUCGUGCCCCUGAGCUUAUCUUUGGUGCGACAGACUAUUCCUCCAACAUUGAUGUCUGGUCAGCUGGAUGUGUGCUGGCUGAACUGCUUCUGGGACAACCCAUCUUCCCUGGAGACAGUGGAGUGGACCAGCUAGUGGAGAUCAUCAAGAUACUUGGAACCCCCACAAGGGAACAGAUCCGUGAAAUGAAUCCAAACUAUACAGAGUUUAAAUUCCCUCAGAUCAAAGCACAUCCAUGGACCAAGGUGUUUAAACCAAGGACUCCUCCUGAGGCAGUAGCUCUGUGUUCUAGGUUGUUGGAGUACACACCAGUGACACGGCUGUCUCCACUUCAGGCCUGCGCUCACGCCUUCUUUGACGAACUGCGCCAACCUGGUACACGGCUGCCCACUGGUCGAGAGCUGCCCCCGCUUUUCAACUUCACUACAGCAGAGCUAAUGAUUCAGCCCCAGCUAAAUUCCACUCUCAUUCCACCUCAUGCCCGUGCACAGACCACAGCGUCCUCCAACGAUGGCUCUGAUGGUUCUGUACAGACCGGAUCUACUCUGACCAACAGCACCUGAGACCGUGAAUCCUAAAAAAAAUUAAGCUUGCACACAAAAGCAUCUGAGCCACCAUAGCGCAUUUUCUCUGACAAACACAUACAGUCUUACACACUCUUUACCUCAUACAUGGCUUUCUCCUCUCUACAGCUCAAAAUUCAAACAUUUAUUCAGGUGCCAUAUGUUUCUAAAUUACCAGUGACAGACAGCUCUGUACAGCUGAUGUUGGUUGCAGUCAGAUUGUUUGAUAACAUCUGAUCUAACUUGCAGUAUACAGAGAAACGUACUGUACACAUAACAUACACACUGCCAUGUACAUGCAACAAACAACAACAAACCGAGUUUCACUUAUACUGGUAAUAUUUGCUUCAAAUAAUAGAGGUAGGAAAUCUAGACAGUGCUUCAAAUAGAUGUGAAUAUCCAUAUUAAAGCUCACGGGCAUCCAUAAUGCAAUACUCAUAAGUGUUAUGGAGGUGAAAUAUAGUUGGUUUAACGGCUAGAGGGGCAGGUCCUCUGUCUAAUAAUGUCCUAAUUUAUUUAUUUUAUUUAAUUUUCAAUGAACUCUAGUGCAGUAGUUUGAUUUACCCUUGAUCCCCUUUGAAAUAUCAUCCUCUCAGAUGUAAAAAUACAUUUUGCAGGGAACAAGCCGUCAAGUUAAAGACGUAUCCGGUUGUAAAUGUCAAGGAAAAGGGGAGGGCAAUCUUUAUUGUGAUGAUUUUAUACAAUUGUUGAAUCAUAUUGUUUAUAAACUAGAAUUAUUUCUUGCUUUUACCUUCCAGUAAAUGUACUUAUUAUUUUUAAAUGGUGAUUUGGAUGGACUUGAAAGCUUCUACGGAUGUCAUUUGUUCGCAAAUUGACAUUGGUUAACCUCUUAGAUGAGGUCGUGUUGGCGUUUUCUAGCACUAGUUGAGAAAGGGUUUAAACUUCUAAGUUGACCGUAAAGAAGGGAAUGAAUGAGUGCAAGAUGUAUCCAAGACUUCAGACAUUAGAGUAUUAGAGUAGUUGUACUGUCAUCGAGCAAUAUCUGCUCAUAAGUGCAAUGUAUGAGUGAGGGAAAGAACAUUUUAAGUGACUUUAUCUGCCUGGAUGUUAAAUCAUUAAUUGUAAAUUAUGUUCCAUAACUAGGUUUAAUCUAUGCUUGUGAGAUUACAAAAUCUUCAUACAUUCAAAUUAAUUUUUAGUCAACAUCAGGUCUAGGUCCAAAGACUGAACCCUUUCAUUCUGCAUUAGCAGUUCACUCAAGAUAAUUGAAAGGAAUAUUCUGGGUUUAAUGCAAGUUAAGCUCAAUCAUAUUGUUGAUUACAACAAAAAUUUAUUUUCACUCGUCCCUACUUCUCUUUAAAAAACAAAACAAAAAAGUUACAGUGAGGCACUUGCCAAUUUGUGAAUGUUAUACUACUCACUGUUUCAGGGCCAGUGGUGGCUCAGCGGUUAAGGCUGAUCAAAAGGUUGGGGGUUCAAGCCCCAGCACCGCCAAGAUACCACUGUUGGGCCCUUGAGCAAGGCCCUUGACCAUAUCUGCUCCAGGGGCGCUGUUUCAUGGCUCACCCCAGCUUAUUUGGGAUAUGCGAAAACAACUGCAUUUCAUUGGCUCUGUACCUGUACUCUGCACAAUGACAAUAAAGUUGAAUCUUAAUCUUAUCUUUCCAAAGUAUAGCUAAAAGAUGUAAACAGUAACAUGUUAAACAUGAUUUUAGUGUGAUAAAAUUGCUUACUAAACUUUUCCGUGUUAUUUCCAAUUUUACAACUUUGUUGCCAUAACGACGUAACCGUGUAUUCCAGGUAAUUUAGUAGUCUGUUGCGAACAUGACGAUAUAAACAGCUUUAGAACUCAAAUAAUACACAAGUUUUAACAGAAGAAAUAAUGUAAGUACUUUUAUAAAAUAAUAAGCUUCACCAAUCCUGCUUUAUUAAACCAAAAAUUGACCCCAUUCGCUUCCAUUUUAUCCGUCUUUUUUAUGAAAAUGAAACAAAAAAAUUAUUAUAAGUCAAAAUUUUUGAGGUAAUCAACAUUAUGCCACAAAUACUGUUUAUUGAGCUUAACUUGUAUUGAAAAUGGAAUAAUUCUUUAAUUAUUAUAUUUAAUUCGAUAAAGGUAUAUUCUUUGGAGUGCAGUGGUAGAACAGCCGUUAAACUCAUAAUGUCAGUCAACAGUAUUGAUAAACAAACUGUCCAAAAUACUAUUUUUAACAAAUCUCUUAGCUUAUCAAUAAACCCUCUUCAGCUCUAUUUCUGUUCUAAAAUUUCCACUCUACUACAAUCAGUUUCUUAUUCUUACUUUUUAUGACGUUCAGUGGAUGUGGCUUGACCAAGUUUGCUCCACCAAUCUGUAUGUAAAUAUACUUGUUUUUAAGCCCUGUGUAAGAUGUAAAUAUCAAAACUGUAUCACUGUGUUUUGUUGAUGUCUUGCUCUCCCUUCAUCUCUUUUGGACUAUCUCUUUGGUUUGAAGGAAAGCAUCAGUUUUGUUGCAUUUACAGUAUUUAUUGCUUUUAUUGUGCUGUGUCCUCUACGCAUGUUGCGGCUGAAAGUUUCACUAUCUUCUUGAGUAUUGUUUUGUGAAAUAUUAACCUAUUUAAGCGUACUGUAUAUCAGUCCAUAAGCUCAGCACUUGAAAUUAACAGUUUGAUUUGGGGGAAAUUAUUCAUUUUGAGAGAAAUGCUGCUCGUAAAUGUUAAUUGUCAGUUUGAGGUAGUUUGUUGUGGUCAUGCUUCUCUACUUGGCAAUCAUUUGCACUGAAAGCCAUGCUCAUAUGGGAUGUUUUUCAUGUAAAGGAUGCUCUGAAGUGAAUCGGCUGCUUCAAAACACUAGCUCUUUUGUGGUGGUUUUGCCAUCUGGCUUUUAACCUCAAAGACAGUGGAAUGUGUUUACUUUUUAAUCUGACAUCUGUGAAUCAACCCCACAGCAAUCAUGUAUGUGCACUCUUAGUGAAAUGUUUAUUUUUAUAUUUAAAUGUGUGUGCUUUAACGUUUAUUUCCCCCAUGUAAGGCUUGUUAAAUGAAUCGAGACCUGCCUGAAAAGUCUCUUCUCCUUCAUUGCUCCCGUAAUCCCCUCAAACCCCCAUCUCUGCGUUAAACCUACCAUAAAAAUGUGUAGCCCAUUA